CGGGCACCCAGCGCGUGCGCGGUGAGUGCAGCCCCGGACUGGAUGGGACCGAGGGGUGCGGGAAGCAGCUGCUGGACAGGUCAGAAACACCAGGUGGGGACCGAGGCCGCACCCCGCCCCGUGUAGCUCUGAGUCCCAUCGGAGCGCAAGCCACCUGAUCCACGGUGGGAAACUGAGGCCCAGGAAGAACCUGCAGACAUGGCUGAUCCUGGGGCAGAUGAGCCCUCCUCCAGGUCAGGGAGUACUGACCAAGCAGGUCAGGGCUCUAAGGACAGAUUGCUGCUCCAUCAGAGGCUGGCCAUCAGAGAGCUCAUCGACACAGAAGUCUCCUACUUGCACAUGCUUCAACUCUGUGCCUUGGACAUCAGGAGUCACCUCCAGCAGCUGCCACAGGAAGAUCUAGAUGUCCUGUUCUCAAACAUGGAUGACAUCAUCCAAGUGAGCAGCAGAUUCCUUCAUGGUCUUCAGGAGAUGGCUUCCAUGGAAGAGGAGCAAGCACACUUAAUUGGUAACUUAUUCCUGGAAUUCCAAGAGGAGUUUGAACGAGUCUAUAAGGUCUACUGUGCCAACUACGACCAGGCUCUGCUGCUGGUCAAGGCAUACAGGAAGGAGCCAGAACUACAGCAGGAGAUCCAGGGCAUCAUCGAAGCAGCGGUGCCACAAGCUGGACCUUCAGGUCUCAGUUUCUUACUGGUAAUCCCCCUGCAGAGGAUUACCAAGUACCCCCUCCUGCUGCAGAAAAUCCUGGAAAACACACUCCCCAAUGCCAGUGCCUACCCCAUCCUUCAAAGGGCUAUGUCUGCCCUCCAGGGCGUGAACAGCAACAUCAAUGAGUACAAGAUGCGCAAGGAAGUGGCCUCAAAAUACACCAAGGUAGAGCAGCUGAGCCUCCGGGAGCGGCUAGCCCGCAUCAACACACAUACUCUGUCAAAGAAGACCACCAGGCUAAGCCAGCUAUUGAAGCAGGAGGCGGGGCUGGUACCCAGAACCGAAGACAAGGAUUUUAAUGAUUUAGAGGAGAAAUUCCAGUGGGUGUCUCUGUGUGUGACUGAGCUGAAGAGUAACGUGGCUGCUUAUUUGGAUAAUCUGGAGGUUUUCCUCCAAUUCCGGCCACAUGAAUGCAGUCUGGACAUCUCCGGGGGUCCUGCAGAGCAGUACCGAAGCCUGGCGAGAGACCUUCAGCUUGAGGUCUUCCUGGAGUUUAAGCAGCGGCUGGAAGGCCUGGUGUGGAAGCCACUGUGCAGCCUGACCAGAGCCCUGGUCGGCCCUCAGAACCUAAUCAAGAAACGUCUGGACAAACUUCUGGACUUUGAGCGAGUGGAAGAGAAAUUGUUGGACGUGGGCAGCGUGACCUAUGAGGAGGAGGAAGCCAGACACACAUACCAGGCACUCAACUCCUUGCUAGUGGCCGAACUCCCAAAGUUCAACCAACUGGUCAUGCAGUGGCUGACCCAGAUCCUGCACUCAUUUGUGGCCCUCCAGAGGGACCUUGCUGAUCAGGUGCUACGGAGGGCAGAGAGCAGCAUGGUCCAGCUGCCCCACCACCGUGCCCCGGAGCCUGACUUCCGGAAGCUGCUGGAGGACACACUAGGCCAGACCUGUAGCCAGCUUCACUCCUUUCAAGAGAACUUCGAGAAGGUGCUGCCACACCCCAGCACUCAACCUCUUCUCCCAGGCUCUGAAUACCAGAUGCAGGCUCUCCUGACCAAGUAUGGCCCUGGGAAGCUAUACCAGGUGAUGAGCAACAUCAGUGGGACUGGGACCCUGGACCUGACACUGCCACGGGGCCAAAUUGUGGCCCUUCUACAAAACAAGGAUACCAAAGGCAACAGCAGUCGCUGGCUGGUGGACACAGGGGGACACCGGGGGUAUGUGUCAGCCAGAAAACUGCAGUUGUACCACAUGGCUCCUAGUGAGAAGGCGCUCAGAGGGCUGGUUGCGCCACAUGAGAACUUCCAACUCCUAACACCAGAGCCCACCCCAGCCCCCAGCCCCACUGUCCAGGCCAUGACCCAGGUGGUGGCAGCAUACCCCUUUGUGGCCAGGAGCAGUCAUGAAGUGAGUCUACAGGCAGGCCAGCCUGUGACCAUCCUGGAGGCCCAGGACAAGAAGGGGAACCCAGAAUGGAGCCUGGUAGAAGUGAAUGGACAGAGGGGAUAUGUGCCUUCCAGCUUCCUGGUCAGCAGCCCAAGCCCAGCUUCCUGGGGCUGGACUCUGCCUUCUUAGGGUAUCCUCCUUGGAGCCUCCAUUGCCAUGGGAAGGGAGAGGCUUAGAGGCUGUGACCUGGCAAAAGCAAAGUGGAAGGUGAAGAGAAGUGAAGGACACUCAGAAGGCAGCAGGAAGAGAUGAUCGGGCCUUGCAGAGUACCUGGCAUGAGGGCAUAGAAGGCUCCAGCAAGAUCACUCAUGUCUGCAUAGAGAAGUCAUUCCAAGCAGGUCACGGCUGAUUAGUCAGGACUUACCACAGCUGGCAGGAGGUCUUUCCUGGGCCUUCUUCAUGCCCCUGGGAGCUGACCACUGACUGGGGUGAAUGUUGCCUGUGUGUCAGGCAGGUAGUUUCAGGUGCAGGUGUUGUUGAAGAAGUUCAGAAUGCCUGGCUCAGCAGCACACUUCCUACAGCACUACCAGGAGACGCCAUUACUGACCAGUCAUCUUUUCUUUCUUCCUGCCUUAAGCUGAGCUAUCUCAGGCAAUGAGCCAUGGGGAAUUCUGCUCAAGGGAGAAGCCAUGGAUCCUGGUUCCCAGGAGAUUCUCUAUGGGGCUCAGGAGUGGGUGUGACCCACUCAGGGUUUGGGAAUGUAUAUGGGCAAACUUAGGUGGUUCCAGGGAAGAGGGGAAUUUGAGGAUCGGUUAGUUGGGUAUAAGAGGCUGUUGGCAGUGAUGUACUCCAUUGCUGUUUUCUCUGGACUAGGAGACAAAGGGAUUUGGCAAUCAAUCAUAGCAGAAACCCUGUGAGGCAGGUGACUACUGCCUGGUAGGUGGGAAAGGUGAGGAAUGACUUGCUUUCCUGGUUCUGGAUAGAAGAGCCAGAGACUCCCAGUGGCUUCAGGUUUGCCUCUGAGGGCCUGGAGACAGCAGAUGGCAUAAGAUUAGGUGGCUGCCAGGCCUUAGACGUAGGCCAUAGCUGCAGCUUUCCACCUAGAAAGAUGUAAUUUACAGGAUGCGGUGAGGAUGACAUGAGGUUGACAAUGCAGAGGUCCCUUGUCAACUGGGGAGUGCGACACCAAUGUAAAAAUGAUUAAUGGUGUCAGAAUGGCCCCAGCCAGUGGCUGGCCCAGGCUGUAGAGGGAAGCAGUUCUCUUGCCAUCCCUCAUGCCCACACCAACAGUACCCUUCGUCCUAAACCCAGGCUCAGCCUCGGGGACCUUUUCAACACGCCACAGCAUGGAUUAACAGUAGGAACACAUACCAGUGAAUGCCCUGUUGGGGGUUUUAUGAACACAAUGGAGUGUACAAAGAAGACUGUGAUGUCACUGGGUGACAUAACCAUGGGACCAUGAUAUAGAGUCCCAGCUAUUGAACACUCAGUCUUAGCUUGUAGCUGACAGCUGUGUGGCACAUGACAGUAUUACAGUCUAGGCAGCCAAUGUCCAAGUAUCUUGAACUUGAUGAGUAAGUCAUUUCUCAAACCUGGAACAGAAGUCCCUUAAAAGCAGACCUUGUUCCAGGAAGCUGAGUCCACUGGGGCAGUGUUCCUAGGCUGUUGCAUUUAGACCAAGAAUCAUUGCAAGAUCCCCAGAGAGAGGAAAAAGGUGAUCAGUUCACUGGGAUUGUUGUACAACUGACAUGUUUGGAAUCGACCCUCUUGAGAGUGUGUAAAACAAGCAGAUUUAUUUCCAAGAAUGCCUCUGUGUUAUAACCAGAGUGCUUGUGCUGUUAGUUCUGGCUUCUGAAGGGCUCUUGAGAAAGACAUGCUUGUCUGUGUCAGACAGUCUGUAACAUGCCUCCCCUGGGCUUGUUAAAGCAUGAAGACUCUGCAUGAAGCAAGAGAGUCUCUGCAGUCCCUUUCCCAAUCCAAAAUGUACUUCACAGGAUGCUCCCAGUAUGUUUCCUUUCUGUGUCCUGCUCAGACUUCUGGUAAAACUAAGGAGCACGAAGGAGGCAAUGAAAAGUCAGAAAUGCACCUGCACCUUCCCAGGCUUUUACUGACAGCUUGUUGUGUGCUGGGACUCUAGCUCAGCCUCUACAGUGUGGAUGCUCGCUGCAGUUAUACCGGCAGCUCUGAACUGUGCUGAAAACCAGGAGCCCACACAGAGAGGCUGAUGUCAUUGACCUGGGCAUGGUUGUGGCCUCGGACUUCAGGAAGCUAACCAGGUGAAUCUCACAUGCAGUCAUAUUGAAGACUUCUUCCCUAGACAUGCAGGGAGGAACAGCUAGACCUGGGGUCAGAGGUGGGGGCUGGUAAGUUAGGCUGUGCCCCAGCUGAGCUUUGUACUAGCUGUCUAAGCAGGAAGCCUUAGAGGCAGUUUGAAAUAGGGCAGCCUGUUCUGUCAGGUCCCAGAAUGUAUAUUUAUUAAGUGCCAUUAAAAGGGACCUGAAGAAAAUUGGAUAUUCUUGUAGGCGUCAGGGGAAAAAAUGAAAUGUGCUUAGAACCAAGGCUAUUUCAUGAAAGGAAAAUAAAAAUGCAUUCAGUAGCAUGUGGGUUAUGGUUUCUCAGGCCAGGGGAUGAGAUUAAAAGCCACUGGAGAGUGAGAGCAGGCGUACUGGGAAGAUAGAGCACGGCCUGGAUUUCCUCCAGGGGACUGUGUGUAAUGUGCCUUUUACCCCCAAUGCCUAGAACCAUUGCACUGUGUCUUAUUUAUUUCACUCUUGGGCUGUCACAUGCAAACUCACAAAGAUAGUUGCCUAAGAAUGGAACAAAACUCCCAAGACUUGAAGGAUGGUUCACACAAUACUCCCCGCUCCUCACAGUGGAGUCAUAGCCCUUUAACUCAUUGAGCUCCAACUUAGUUUUGGACACGAGGAAGGGAAGAUGAAUGAAUUCUUGAGCAAUGUGACGAGCACUGACUCGGUGAGCAACUGCUGUGAACUGCUAGCAAUAAAAGAC
Nannospalax galili (Upper Galilee mountains blind mole rat) is the source of this 5046-nucleotide messenger RNA. It is a transcript of the gene Arhgef37, whose product is annotated as Rho guanine nucleotide exchange factor 37. Lineage: Eukaryota; Metazoa; Chordata; Mammalia; Rodentia; Spalacidae. Gene Ontology annotation, cellular component: cytoplasm. Bases 199 to 2226 code for a protein of 675 amino acids. Gene Ontology annotation, molecular function: guanyl-nucleotide exchange factor activity; protein binding. The transcript has 13 exons. The record is from RefSeq and is a predicted model, not a curated record.